UCUGUUUGACUUGAAAUUAAAAAGAAUCAUUAAUCAUGCUCAAUGGAAUCUUUUGAUUCCAAGAAAUGGGAUUCCGGAUUCCAAAUUAUUCGAUGUAACGUUGAUGAUCUGUUUAAUCAGAAACUUGACCUCUAUCAAUCCACCAGUCAAUGGAUUUGACAGUCUACCACUACCAGGGGAAACAACUCCAGGAUCUGAUUUAGCCAGAAUAAAAUAUUAUAGGAAUAAACUAGCUCAUCAUGAUAGUAAUACAAUAGACGCUAAUUAUUUCCAUACAGCAUGUACAGAUAUAUCAAAUGCUGUUGGACGAUUGGGAGGUGAAACAAUGUAUCAAGAGUGUAAAGAGUUGAAGGAAAAAAUAUUAGAUCAGUCGAAUCAUGAAAUUGUAUUGGAAAUCAAACAAUCACUCAAAGAGAUGAAAGAACUGAGAAAAACAAUAGACAUUUUGGGAACCGAACACACAAAAGUGACAGAAAAUCUUAGAGAGUUACAAUCUUCCUACAUUACAUUAAAGACGUCCCAAAAUACUUUACAGGCUGAACACAUAGAAGUCAGAGAAAGUUUAAAAGACCCAAUACCAUCAAACAUUAAAGAUCAAUUUAAAAGACAAAUAGAAUACUGGGAAAAGACGGAUAAAAUGUUUGUGUCUACGAGAGCUAGUGCUUAUGUCAUGAAAAAGUUAGAGGAAAAAAGUUGUGUGACUUUAACUGCCCCUUCAGGAGCUGGAAAAUCAUUUAUUGCAAGACACACAGCACUAGUUUUACAGAAAGCAGGAUACAAAAUAGUACCCGUGAGACAACCGGUUGAUAUCAGAAAUUAUUAUCAACCUGGCGAACAGACAGUUUUCAUUGUAGAUGACAUUUGUGGGAAUUUCACUGCCAACCAACAACAGAUAGAGAACUGGACACAACAUUUACCAGUGAUUGAAACAAUUAUAGCAGACACAUGUUGUAAGAUUAUUGUAUCAUGUAGGUUACAAGUCUAUAAAGAUGAUAAGUUUAAUAUUUUAGAACCUUUUAAAUCCUGUGAAUGUAACUUAAUAUCAGAUCAACUAUGCCUAACAUCUAUAGAAAAAAAUAUCAUAGCAAGUAAAUAUAUUGGUUCAAGCUUGGUCGAUAUUGAUAAGUUAUCACAAAAAAGUGAAUUCUUUCCACUUUUGUGCUCUUUAUAUCGUAAUGGAAAACAUGGAAAUAUUGAAGAAUUUUUCGAAAAUCCAUAUAUUGUCUAUCAAAAAGAACUAGAUAGUUUAAGUAGACAAGGUGAUGAAGGGAAAUGUAAAAAAUGCAGUCUAGUUUUAUUAGUUGUUUUUAAUAAUCAGCUGACAGAAAAAUGGCUACAGGGUAGAAUUACAAAUGAGCAACGACAGAUCAUCACGGACACAUGUGAGGCUUGUGGAAUUAAUGGCAUACCUAAAAUAAAUUUAAAAACAGAACUUGACACUCUAGUUGAUACAUUUGUCUCUAAACAGGAUGGUAUUUACAGAACUAUACAUGAUAAAUUGUUUGACUUCCUUGCCUAUUACUUUGGUCAGAAAAUGAUAGAAUGUUUAAUAGAACAUGGUGAUAGUGAUUUAGUAAAAGAACGUUUUAUUUGGAAAACAACAAAAAGUGACGAAACAAGUAACAUUGAGUUUAUCAUUGAAAUACCAGAUGAUUAUCUAGAAUCAUAUUUACAACGGUUGACAAAGGACUGGCUAGCAGGAAAGGUGGCAGUUGUGUUUAGUAACAAUAACAUGAAAGAUUUAUCCUUCAGACAACGGUUCUUGCAACAACUUGAUCAAUUACAGCAUGUUAAAUUAACCAAUACCAAGGAUACAGUGACUCCACCUGGGAGCUGUGAUUCAGGUACUUAUCCACUAGUAGAGAAUUGUUAUUAUGGCUAUACUGAUAUGGUACAGUGGAUGUUACGUAAUGAUGUUGAUGUUGAUCAAUGUAGAGAUGAUGGGGUAAGUGGACUGUUAAUGGCAAGUCAUAAUGGACAUACUGACAUAGUAAAGUUACUGUUAGAGAAGAAUCCUGAUGUGAAUCUAUGUGACAAUAAUGACUGUAGUCCUCUGUUACAGGCAAGUGAUGGAGGACAUACUGAUAUAGUAAAGUUACUGUUAAAGAGGAAUCCUGAUGUUAAUCUAUGUGACAAUAAUGGCUUGAGUCCUCUGUUACAGGCAAGUCAAAACGGACAUACUGAAAUAGUAAAGUUACUGUUAGAGAGGAAUUCUGAUGUUAAUCUAUGUGACAAUAAUGGCCGGAGUCCUCUGUUACAGGCAAUUCAGCAAGGACAUACUGAUAUAGUGAAGUUACUGUUAGAGAGGAAUCCUGAUGUUAAUCUAUGUGACAAGGAUGGCCGGAGGCCACUGUUACAGGCAAGUCAAAACGGACAUACUGAAAUAGUAAAGUUACUGUUAGAGAGGAAUUCUGAUGUUAAUCUAUGUGACAAUAAUGGCUUGAGUCCUCUGUUACAGGCAAGUCAAAACGGACAUACUGAAAUAGUAAAGUUACUGUUAGAGAGGAAUUCUGAUGUUAAUCUAUGUAAAAAUAAUGGCCGGAGUCCUCUGUUACAGGCAAGUCAGCAAGGACAUACUGAUAUAGUGAAGUUACUGUUAGAGAGGAAUCCUGAUGUUAAUCUAUGUGACAAGGAUGGCCGGAGUCCUGUGUUACAGGCAAGUCAAAACGGACAUACUGACAUAGUAAAGUUACUGUUAGAGAGGAAUCCUGAUGUUAAUCUAUGUAACAAGGAUGGCUUGAGUCCUCUGUUACAGGCAAGUCAAAACGGACAUACUGAUAUAGUAAAGUUACUGUUAGAGAUGAAUCCUGAUGUUAAUCUAUGUCACAAGGAUGGCUGGAGUCCUCUGUUACAGGCCAGUAUGUGUGGACAUACUGAUAUAGUAAAGUUACUGUUAGAGGGGAAUCCUGAUGUUAAUCUAUGUGACAAGGAUGGCCGGAGUCCUCUGAUAAUGGCAAGUAUGUGUGGACAUACUGACAUAGUUAGAUUACUACUAGAGAGGAAUCCUGUUCCAUGUGACAAUACACAACUGAGUACGUCAUAUGUCAAUAACAACAUCAGAAUGAUAAACAGUCAGAGUCUUGUCCAGCCAUUAAUGAAACAUAAACCAGACAUUAAUGCCCAGACAAAUGAUGGAGGUAAUGCUUUAUAUUUCAGUGCAUUUAAGGGACAUAUUGAGAUAGUAAAGUUAUUGUUAGAAAAUAAUGCUGACUCUAGUAUCUGUAUCUUUAGUAAACAGUAUAUAGCAGAAAUGAUAAAAAAACAUCCAACUGGAACUUUAGGAGUGUUAAAACAAAACAUAUUUGACAACCUUGUAAAAAGUACACUGUCAUUUGUAACAUCAUACGUCAGUAAGAAGUCAGUAGAGUAUGCCUUUGAUGUAGUAGCUGGUUCCUCUCCAUUACACAUAGCCUGUUUUAUGGGUAGAAUAGAUGUAGUCAGUUGCCUUCUGGACCAUAAUGCUAACAUCAACAUGACAAAAGACGAUGGAAUAACACCGUUAUGGUAUGCAUGCGAACUAGGACAUCAGGAUAUUGUACGUUUAUUGUUAGAUAACAAAGCAGAUACAAAGAUGUGUAAAAAUGAUGGGAAAUCUCCUUUAGAAAUUGCAACAGAUAAUGGACAUACCUCUAUAGUAGACAUUGUUAAAGAAUACAUAAAGAAGGAAAAACAUGUUUGA
Messenger RNA from Mytilus trossulus (common blue mussel), 3679 nucleotides. RefSeq lists its product as uncharacterized. Bases 104 to 3679 code for a protein of 1191 amino acids. Gene Ontology annotation, molecular function: protein binding. The transcript is spliced from 4 exons. The record is from RefSeq and is a predicted model, not a curated record. Lineage: Eukaryota; Metazoa; Mollusca; Bivalvia; Mytilida; Mytilidae.